AUGGCUCCUCACAACAUCCGGUGGGGUAUUAUGGCCACAGGCUGGAUUGCAGACAUCUUCGUGCGAGACCUUCUACGAGACCCCAAUCUCCGUGAUGCAUCAGAUAUCUUCCACACCGUCGCCGCUGUCGCAUCGUCUUCGUCCAAGGACCGCGCGGAGAAGUUCAUCGCCGACACGGGCGUGCCGGGCCCCUGCACCGCGUACGGCUCGUACGCAGAGCUCGUCGCCGAUCCAAACAUCGACGUGGUGUAUGUCGCUACGCCGCACUCCCACCACUUCCAGAACGUGAUGCUCGCUCUGGAGGCGGGCAAGAACGUCCUCUGCGAAAAGGCCUUCACGGUCAACGCCGCGCAGGCCAAGAUCCUGUGCGAGACGGCCAGAAAGAAGAAUCUCUUCCUCAUGGAGGCCGUGUGGACUCGGUACUUCCCGCUUAGUGUGCAGGUCCGCGACCUGAUCAAGCAGGGCGUUAUUGGCGAGGUCCUUCGUGUCAUUGCUGAUAACAGCUUUGGGGAUGAUGUCGAGGAGCGCUGGGGUACCGAGCACCGGAUGGUAAACAAGGAGCUGGCCGGUGGUUGUUUGCUGGACUUGGGAAUCUACUCCCUCACCUGGGUUUUCCAGACAAUGUACCACACCCUCCCCCGAGAGCAGCGGAAACCCCCCUCGGCCAUCUCCACGCACAUGUCUCUCUACCACCUCACCGGCGCCGACGAGGCCACCACCAUCCUCCUCACAUUCCCGACCACCACCCCGAGCAACAGCGGCCAACCCGGCCAAUCCCAGGCGGUGGCCAUGACCCAUCUGCGGGUCGCGACCGAUCCCGAUGAGAAGGGCACCACCGGCCCAUCGAUCCGCAUCCAGGGCACCAAGGGCGAGAUCCAAAUCUUCGGCCCUGCGUUCCGGCCGGAGAAGUACCGCCUUGUUCCCAAGAAGGGUCACGGCGAGGUCAAGGAAGUGGAGUCCCAGUUCCCCGGGGAUGGAAAGGGUAUGUACUGGGAGGCGGACGAGGUCGCGCGCUGCUUGCGCGACGGCAAGCUUGAGAGCGAGGGCUUGCCCUGGGAGGAGAGCAUUGUUAUUAUGGAGGUAAUGGACGAGGUUAGACGGCAGGGUGGUUUGACCUAUUCGGAGAAGAUCGAGUCUACGGUUUAUCCUACGCAGCUAUAG
Aspergillus clavatus NRRL 1 is the source of this 1161-nucleotide messenger RNA. RefSeq names its product Gfo/Idh/MocA family protein. NCBI's taxonomy places the organism in Eukaryota, Fungi, Ascomycota, Eurotiomycetes, Eurotiales, Aspergillaceae. Gene Ontology annotation, molecular function: nucleotide binding. The record is from RefSeq and is a predicted model, not a curated record. The transcript is spliced from 4 exons. Bases 1 to 1161 code for a protein of 386 amino acids.